AUGAUAGAAUGCGGCCAUAAGGUUCUGGCUUUCCUCCGCGUGAUUGGCGAAAAAGCCUAUGAAGGAGAACUGACCUUUUAUCUGGCGCAAUUAAAUAAGAAACAAAGUAGAUACGAAGUAGCAAUAGAGCUUUAUGAAAAAGCAGCUAGCGUCAUGAUGGAUAUUGGUGAAAGGGAAAAGAAAGGAUUUUGUCACAAAUGCCUAGGAAUUCUGUUUAAUUCUCUUAAUGAACGUGAUAAGACUGAAAAGUACCUUAAAAAGGCACUUUUGGCCGCGGCGGAAGUCGGCAACAAGGAAGAAGAAGCCGAUUGUUCCAGACGCUUAGGAAAUCUGUUUCAAGACACCGGUAAACAUGGAAUGGCUGAAGAAUAUGUUCAGAGAUCACUUGCUAUCUCCAAAGCAAGUGGCAACAUUCGAGAAGAAAUCGCACAUUAUGUCACCCUAGGAAAUGUGUAUUUUCACAUCGGUGAGUAUAUAUGCCAAAGCAGAAGAGUACCUCGAAACAGCUAUUGAGGAAAGUAAAAAAAAUGGUUACAGAGAAGUAGAAGGAGCUGCUUGCGGAAUCCUUGGCAAGUUGUGUUUCGGUUUCGCGGGGAUUACCUCACGGCCAAAGAAUAUCAUGAAAACUCGCUUAAAAUCAGCAAAGAACUUGGCCUUAGACGAGAAGAAGCAGUAGAUCUCGGAAACUUAGGGAACAUGUAUUGCUUUAUCGGCGAAUACGACAAGGCUGAAGAAUUUCACUCGAAAGCACUUGCAAUCAGAAAAGAAACUGGAGACAAAAAAGGAGAAGCAACUGAUUACGGAAACCUUGGAAUGGUGUUUCUGCAUCUUAAAGAAUUUGGCAAGUCCAAAGAAUACUUCAAAAAAGCACUAUUGCUGAGUGAAAAGUCUGGAUUCUGUGAAGUCGAGUUAAACGCCCACUGUAACCUCACAACGCUUAAGUUGUUUGAAGGGGAUGUAAAUGGAGCUAGAUCACAUCUGUUUUCCACUGUUAGUAAGCUGGAGUACAUGCGAAGUUUCCUGAGAGAUAAUGACAAAUUUAAGCUAUCCUUUACUGACAGGCACGCCAGUUGCUACUUGGUACUAAGCGCAUUGUACUGUGAAACUGGAAGUCGUAAUGAAGCUCUAUCUGUUGUAGAACUUGGACGAGCUAGAGCCCUAUCAGACUUGAUGGCAACUCGAUACUGUCUAGAAAAACAAAGAUCAGUCAGUCCACAGACAUGGAUAGAGAUUGGCAAAAUCAUGGAGAAAGAAAGAAAUUGUACUUGUCUAUAUAUUUCAUAUCAUAGACAGCAUCUGUUUCUGUGGAUCCUAAAAGCGGAGAAGCCAAUACUUUUUCGACAAGUAGACAUCAAUGACUGCUUUUCGGAAAAAGGGCGCAAAGUGGAAGUGCUUGAUCUUUUUGCGUACGCAACUUUCCGAAAACUUCAUUUUUUUACCAGGGAAGGAUGA
Messenger RNA from Porites evermanni, 1452 nucleotides. The record is from the annotation of a GenBank genome assembly. Lineage: Eukaryota; Metazoa; Cnidaria; Anthozoa; Scleractinia; Poritidae.